This is a messenger RNA of Nerophis lumbriciformis (worm pipefish), 2055 nucleotides long. Lineage: Eukaryota; Metazoa; Chordata; Actinopteri; Syngnathiformes; Syngnathidae. The record is from RefSeq and is a predicted model, not a curated record.
AUGGCCUCGAGUAAUGGUGCGGUCGGCAAAUGGGAAGUGGUGAGGAAGAGCAAGAAAAGUAAUGCGGGAGCUGGGAAAAACACAAAUGAAAAGAAAGGCAACUCUGAGAGUAGAAAAGCUCUCGGGGAGUCCAACCUGCCCUCCAGACUGCCCACAAAGAUGUCAGACAGUAUGUUUGUAGCCCUUGAGAGGAUCCCAAAGAAACAGAACAAGGAGCAGGUUCCACCGCCAAAUCAGCAACAAAACAAGAAGUCUUCUUCAACAAAACCAUCAAAGAAGUUGCCCCCCAGCAAUGCUUCCACCCCUGCCACUCACAGGACUCUGGAAGAAGCCUUUAAAUCGCUGGAUAUCAACGAUAUGAAAGAGCAGUUGGCUAAGAGUCAGACGAUGUUCCCCAAAAACCCAUCAGUGUGGUCAAAAGACCUGGCAGGGUACCUCAACCUCAAGCUGACUGCACCAGUGGUAGAGCCGACCCUCAGCAGUUAUGCUCAUGAUUACCCAUAUUGUCUUACGAGCAAGGAGCUGAAGGGUGUCAUCAAAGGCAUCAUUGGAAAUAUCAAUGACAGCCUGCCAGAUUUCUUUGACUACUGUAUUUACACAAUGCUCCGAGAAUUAGAAAGGCACUCAGGUGAGCCACUGCAUGGAUACAGAGUUUGCAUUCAAGCAAUCUUACAAGACAAGCCCAAAUUGGCAACACAGAAUUUGCCCGAGUAUUUGGAGUUGCUGCGGUCGGUGCAGAAUCAUCCUUCGAAGUGUUUGACCAUCAUGUGGGCUUUGGGCCAAGCUGGAUUUUAUGACCUUAGCCAGGGACUACGAGUGUGGCUUGGUAUCAUGCUUCCCGUCCUGGGAGUGAAGUCGCUGUCAUCCUAUGCCAUUGCUUACCUGGAAAGACUGCUCCACAUCCAUGCAAACCUGACAAAAGGAUUUGGGAUCAUGGGUCCUAAAGAGUUCUUUCCUUUACUGGAUUUUGCCUUCAUGCCGAAAAAUGCCCUUUCAUCAAGUCUCCAGGAGCAGCUAAGGCGCCUUUACCCUCGUCUCAAGGCCUUGGCGUUUGGAGCCAAACCUGAAAGCACCUUACACACGUAUCUGCCGUCGUUUCUGUCCAGAGCAACACCAAACUGUCCGGAAGACAUGAAGAAAGAGUUGCUGAACAGUAUGACAGAGUGUUUGUGUGUGGAUGUUCAGAGUUUAGGAGUUUGGCGACAGCUGUACACUAAACACUUAGCUCAAUCGAGUCUGCUGCUGAACCAUUUGUUGGGCUGCUGGAAUACCUUGCCACCAAAGCUGAGGAAGAAUCUUGAAGAAACGAUUCAAUCGUUCAAAGUGACCAAUGAAGAGAUGAAAGAAAACAACCAGUCUCAGGAUCUUAGUGACUGCAAUAAUCUGUGUCAGAGUCUACAGGUGAAAAUGCGUGGUCGGGGAUUCCCCUGGUCUAAGCUGUUGAUGGUCCUGCUCGUGUUUGCCGCCGGUUUCAUCGUUCAAGACAUCCGAUCACAUGGCUCCUUUGAGAGUUCAACCACGGCUAAACAUCUUCACAGCUCGGGUGUGAUGGGGGUGACUCAGCAGGCGUGGAGCAAAAUCACAGUUUACUCCAAGCAGGGCUUCAGCUGGCUGGAGACCAACAUGCCACAUUAUUACUCUGAGAGCAUACAAACCUUGAGGCCACUGUUAGACCAAGGAUUGGAGAAAACCAGAACAGCAGCCGUCUUCGUCGCUGAAAAAAGCAAAAAUGGCUUCGCGUGGGUCAAAGAAAACAGCCCGCUGCUCAUAGAAUGGGUGCAAAGCAACACUCCUGACAGUGUGUACGAGAUUUUGGCUUAUUUGAAAUCGCUGCUACUCUUCCUCCACCAAAACUACAUAUUGCCAGCAUUGAUGUUUUUAAUAGACCUGCUGCAAUUAGCGUGGACCAACCUGCAGGACUCCUGCAACGGUGAAGUAUCUGUGACGUGUCUGAGAGGGCACGCUAUGUCCUUGACCAACUCCACAUGGCAGCUGCUCCAACACACGACCUCUGCAAUCACGACGUGGGCUCAGGAGCUGCUGACUCCACCAUAA